Gossypium raimondii (Peruvian cotton) is the source of this 1035-nucleotide messenger RNA. RefSeq names its product translocon-associated protein subunit alpha. Bases 67 to 825 code for a protein of 252 amino acids. Gene Ontology annotation, cellular component: endoplasmic reticulum membrane; endoplasmic reticulum. The transcript has 8 exons. The record is from RefSeq and is a predicted model, not a curated record. NCBI's taxonomy places the organism in Eukaryota, Viridiplantae, Streptophyta, Magnoliopsida, Malvales, Malvaceae.
UAUAUACAUUAUUUAUUUUUCUCAUUUUCUUCACUUUUCUUUGAUGAAAAUAACAAACUCCCAGAAAUGACAAUAAAAAUUUUAAGGGUUUUCUUCAUUGGGUUACUUCUCCUCCAAUUUCCUUUGUUUCAGGUCGUUAGGUGUCAAUCAGAAAUAGAGGCUGAUGUUGAAGGAAGCGAGCUUGGGAUUGUUCGUGAGGAUGUUCAGGAUUUUGUUGGUGGCAAUUUUAAGCCAGCUCCUGGAGUUGAAACUAUCUGUUUAUUCCCCAAAAAUAGUGCCAAAGUGGUUCCAGCUGGAGAAAAGACAGAACUCCUUGUUGGGAUGGAAAAUGUUGGGGAGUCACCCUUGAAUAUCAUUGCAAUCGAAGCCAGUGUUCAUCUCCCUUUUGAUCAUCGCAUGCUUGUUCAAAAUCUUACAGCACAGGUUUUUGACAAUGCAUCUGUACCCCCUUCAACACAAGCUACAUUCCCUUACAUAUUUGCUGUUAGCAAGUUCUUACAGCCCGGAACUUUUGAUCUUGUGGGUACAGUUGUCUAUGAGAUAAACCAGAGCCCAUACCAAAGUACAUUCUAUAAUGGUACCAUUGAAGUUGUUGAGGCUGGUGGUUUCGUCAGUGUCGAGUCAGUUUUUCUUGUGACCCUGGGGAUUUCACUUCUUGUUCUCCUUGGUUUAUGGAUUCAUGGUCAGUUUAAGCGAAUCUCCCAGAAAACUAAGGCGGCUCCAAAAGUGGAAGUUGGAACUGGGACUACUGAUGCCUCAAUGGAUGAAUGGCUUCAGGGAACAGCUUACAAUCAGUCAUCUUCCAAAUCGAAGAAGAAGAAGUAGAUGGAGUAGUGCUCAUGAAAGUUAGGCAAUUGCAACUCUUGCUAAGUCGUUUGGAAAUUCUAGAAGUGAGGGCCGAUAGUAGUCUGAGAAUUAGGCCAGGAAAAGACAAACCUUGCUGUUGUAGCAUGCAGAUGCAUUUUUUCCCCAUUUUACUUAUUUAAUGCAUGAUGUUUAAUAAUUCUUAAAUAAUAUUAAAAUAUAAGUAAAAAU